GGCAGGCGGGGAGGAGCGGACAGGGGAGGAGAGUGCUUGUAGCACGGUGGCCCCAGUAGUACUGCAUUGACUGGGCAGUAUCAUGGACAUGGUGCCGCGGAGUUCCCGUCCAGCUGUAGUCAACGCUGCAAUAACCCAGGACUGAGCUGCACGCUAGCUGGUGAUUGUUCGGCGAAUGCAAAAAUGCACUGUGGGAUCUAUUUAAAGUCUCAUCUCAAGGAUUGGCACUUUUGACAGUGCAGCACUCUGUCAGUACUGCACUGGAGUAGCAGCCUGGAUUUUUGUGCCCUGGUCUUCUGCUGCAAGGGUUGAACUUGGAUCCAUCAGACUCAAGAGAUCCUUUUCGAAGCAUCUUGACUACAGCAAUCUCUCCAGCCACUGAGUUGAAGCGACACACUUUACAAAAUUUGAAAUUGAAGGCUUACACUGGACACUUACCAUGUCGAUGGACCACAGCCCCACCACUGGAGUGGUCACAGUCAUUGUGAUUCUCAUCGCUAUAGCAGCUCUCGGUGCUCUCAUCCUGGGCUGUUGGUGCUACCUGCGCUUACAGCGAAUAGGUCAGUCAGAAGAUGAGGAAAGCAUUGUGGGAGAAGGAGAAACCAAAGAGCCCUUUCUGCUGGUGCAGUACUCUGCAAAAGGGCCACGGGUAGAGCGGAAAGCCAAGCUGACAGCAAAUGGUUCAGAAGGUCAUGGCUAGUCUUCAGCUGCAGUUCAUGGCUGCAGCAUUUGCUGUUUGGACUAAACAUUUGUAGUCAAAUCAUUCUUCAUACUGUGAAAGUUUAAAUCUGUUCAAGCUGCUUAUUAAAAGAAAUAGCAAGGUAGUACAGCAGGACCUGGUCUAAUCAGGAAUCUGAUCUGCAACUGCAUGUUAAAAGGAAAUCAAGACUAGCUAUUUAAAACUUAAGUGUUUCCUACUUGAAUUCUAAACCCUCUUAACUGAGCCUGUGUUGAUGCAGUAGCUACUGUAAACUUCAUCCUUACUGAACCUGUGGAUCUUUGGGGGAGAAAUGUGCAGAGAUCAGUAUGAAAUUCUAAUCUAUUUUCUGUAUGAUACAGGAUAGUAUUAUAUUCUGGAAAGCAAAAAUGAACUGCUAUAAGUGUUACCAGAACUUGUUUUGAUUAUCUUGCAGUGUUGUUCUUGACUCCAAGUUGGAAUUGGGGGGAGGGGUGUAAAAGAGGAAGAAAAACAGUUGCAGAAUUAGAAAUAGGGUUUUGUUUUUAAAAAUUAACCUGAUGCUAGAAUCAUUUGUGCAGAGCUAGUUCAAAAUAGCCCUUCACCUC
Molecule: messenger RNA, 1284 nt
Organism: Pristis pectinata (smalltooth sawfish)
Lineage: Eukaryota; Metazoa; Chordata; Chondrichthyes; Rhinopristiformes; Pristidae
Gene: snn
Product: stannin
Exons: 3
Coding region: 440-700 (86 amino acids)
Cellular component (GO): mitochondrial outer membrane
Source: RefSeq, a predicted model, not a curated record